GACCCUGCCACCUGACAGACAGAGAGACAGACAGACAGAUGGACUGUGUAAAUUUGGAUUGACAAGAGAAACUCGCAACAGGUCACACUGAAGAGAGCAGGUCAAGAUAAACAGAAUCUAGAGCAGACCCUCUUCUAUCCAUGGACGGUGGAGUUCAGCGGUCAAACGGCUCCAGGCCGGCAGGGUGCGGCUCAGGUCUGGAGGAGACUUACUGGCACCUGUGUGACACCUGGGGUAUCGCGGUCCAGGCCACCACUGCUUUGGGCUUCGUGAUGUGCGCGGGGCUGACGCUGGGCCUGCUGGUGUGGUGGGAACGCGCGAGCCGUGAGCGUGGGCGCGGAGCGGCCCUGCUGCUGUUCCUGCUGGCCACGGCGGGCGUAUUCGGUCUACCCUUCUCUUUUGUCAUCUCGCCAUCCGCAGAGACAUGCCCGGCGCGGGUGUUCCUGUUCGGGGUGGCGUUCAGCGUGGCGUUCGGCGCUCUGGUAGCUCGCGGUCUCGCCCUGCUGGGUGUUGGGCUGGCGCGCGGGUGGAGAGAGGUGGCCGUGAUCUUGACGCUGGCGCUGGUGCAAGUGAUUAUUGCGGCCGAAUGGUUACUGGUGGUGUUGAUCCGGGACGAGAGGCCGUGUGAGUUUUCGCAGGCGGAGUUCGCGAUGCUGCAGCUUUAUGUGAUGGUGCUGAUGGUGGCGGCACUGGCACUAGCGCUGCGCUUCUUCUGCCACGCGUACGUCACCUACAGCUACAGCCACACGGGGCAGACGCGUCUACGUGCCAAACUGCAAGCUGCACUGCUGGUCCUCACGCUGCUGCUGAGCGUGUGCGUCUGGGUCACCUGGAUCACUCUGCUCACGUACGGGAACCUCGUCAUGGGGCACAGACCGGUCUGGGACGACCCUGUGAUUGGCGUAGCUCUAGUUGCUAACGGCUGGGUGUUGCUGCUGGGACACGGGGUCGCUCAGGUCCGCUUCAUGUGCCAACAGGAGGGAUACGCAAAAGAUCCGCCACUGGACCUCACGGGGUGGACGAGAUCCCCAGAGGAACCAGCGGCCGAGCCAAAACCAGGCAGAGACAACGGUGGCUUCCAGCGGGACAUGGCCAGAAGGAGAGAUCAAGCCUUGGAAUCAUCUGGAAUCCCCAAGCAAGAAAUCAGUGCUGAGAAAGAUUACAGCAUCCCACGACCUACGACAACCAACAUCAACCAGCCAUAUGAUGAAUACUACGAACAUACAGUUUGAGGAAGAGCACGCACAGGGCUGGGCAAAAAUACAACAAAAUGUUUUUUUUAAAUCAAAAUAAACUACAAAAUACAGCGGCCACACCAUGU
This is a messenger RNA of Triplophysa rosa, 1321 nucleotides long. Its product is annotated as G-protein coupled receptor family C group 5 member B. Lineage: Eukaryota; Metazoa; Chordata; Actinopteri; Cypriniformes; Nemacheilidae. Gene Ontology annotation, molecular function: sevenless binding; protein kinase activator activity; G protein-coupled receptor activity. The transcript has 4 exons. The coding region runs from base 141 to 1232 and encodes 363 amino acids. The record is from RefSeq and is a predicted model, not a curated record. Gene Ontology annotation, cellular component: signaling receptor complex; intracellular membrane-bounded organelle; plasma membrane. Gene Ontology annotation, biological process: visual perception; G protein-coupled receptor signaling pathway.